Erinaceus europaeus (western European hedgehog) is the source of this 2539-nucleotide messenger RNA. RefSeq names its product RUN and FYVE domain containing 1 (gene RUFY1). Gene Ontology annotation, biological process: regulation of endocytosis; protein transport. The transcript is spliced from 18 exons. Bases 22 to 2139 code for a protein of 705 amino acids. Gene Ontology annotation, molecular function: metal ion binding. Gene Ontology annotation, cellular component: cytoplasm. The record is from RefSeq and is a predicted model, not a curated record. NCBI's taxonomy places the organism in Eukaryota, Metazoa, Chordata, Mammalia, Eulipotyphla, Erinaceidae.
CGGUCACGUGACGCGGCCAACAUGGCUGACGGGGGAGGUGACUGCCCCGCGGGGCCAGAGUCGGAGCCGGAGCCGGAGCCGGGGUCGGGGUCGGCGCCAGAGCCGGCGGAGGACUUCGAGUUCGUGGACCAGAGCCAGCUGCCCGGCCCGGGCGAGCUCCGAGGCGCGGCGAGGCCCCGAGCGGCGGAGGGGUGGUCGGCGCCCAUCCUGACCCUGGCGCGCAGAGCCACCGGCAACCUGUCCGCCAGCUGCGGGAACGCGCUGCGCGCGGCCGCGGGGCUGGGGGGCGCGGACGGCGGCGCGGACGGCGUGGCGCGCGCAGCCUCCAGGUGCCAGAUGAUGGAGGAGCGCGCCAACCUGAUGCACAUGAUGAAGCUCAGCAUCAAGGUCCUGCUCCAGUCUGCCCUGAGCCUGGGCCGCAGCCUGGAUGCCGACCAUGCCCCCUUGCAGCAGUUUUUUGUAGUCAUGGAGCACUGCCUCAAACACGGGUUGAAAGUUAAGAAGAGUUUUAUUGGCCAAAAUAAGUCCUUCUUCGGUCCCUUGGAGCUGGUGGAGAAACUUUGUCCAGAAGCCACAGAUAUCGCCACCAGCGUCAGGAAUCUGCCAGAACUAAAGACUGCUGUGGGAAGAGGCCGAGCUUGGCUCUAUCUUGCACUCAUGCAAAAGAAGCUGGCAGAUUAUCUGAAGGUGCUGAUAGACAACAAGCAUCUCCUGAGCGAAUUCUAUGAGCCUGAGGCAUUAAUGAUAGAGGAAGAAGGGACCGUAAUUGUCGGUCUGCUGGUUGGACUAAAUGUCCUCGACGCCAAUCUCUGCCUAAAGGGAGAAGACUUAGAUUCCCAGGUGGGAGUGAUUGAUUUCUCCCUCUACCUCAAGGACGUGCAGGAGCUGGAUGGCGGCAAGGAGCAUGAAAGAAUCACCGAUGUCCUCGAUCAAAAGAAUUACGUGGAAGAACUUAACCGGCAUUUGAGCUGCACCGUUGGAGACCUUCAGACUAAGAUUGAAGGCUUGGAAAAGACCAACUCAAAGUUGCAAGAAGAGCUUUCAGCUGCAACAGACCGGAUCUGCUCACUUCAGGAAGAGCAGCAACAGCUCCGAGAACAAAACGAGUUGAUCCGAGAGAGGAGUGAGAAGAGCGUAGAGAUAACAAAACAAGACACAAAGGUUGAGCUGGAGACGUACAAGCAGACCCGGCAAGGUCUGGACGAAAUGUACAGCGACGUGUGGAAGCAGCUGAAAGAAGAGAAGAAAGUCCGUCUGGAGCUUGAAAAAGAGCUGGAGUUGCAAAUCGGCAUGAAGACGGAGAUGGAAAUCGCAAUGAAGUUGCUGGAAAAGGACACCCACGAGAAGCAGGACACACUUGUGGCCCUCCGCCAGCAGCUGGAAGAAGUCAAGGAGAUCAACCUACAGAUGUUUCACAAGGUUCAGACUGCAGAAAGCAGCUUACAGCAGAAAGAUGAAGCCAUCACAUGCUUUGAAGAAAAAACCAAGCAAGUGAUGUCCAGCAUGAAGCAAAUGGAAGAAAGGCUGCUGCAGGCGGAGCAGGCGCGGCAGGGCGCAGAGGAGCGCAGCCAGCGGCUGCAGCAGGAGCUGGGCGGCCGCACGGGGGCGCUGCAGCGCCAGCUCUCCCAGCUGCACAACCAGUGCUCAAGUCUAGAGAAAGAGCUGAAAUCCGAAAAAGAGCAAAGACAAGCUCUGCAGCGAGAACUGCAGCACGAGAAAGACAACUCCUCCCUACUCAGAACAGAACUGCAGCAAGUGGAGGGGUUAAAAAAGGAGCUUCGGGAGCUCCAGGAAGAGAAGGCGGAGUUACAGAAGGUGUGUGAAGAGCAAGAACAGGCCCUCCAGGAGAUGGGGCUGCACCUCAGCCAGUCAAAGCUGAAGAUGGAAGAUAUAAAAGAAGUGAAUAAGGCACUGAAGGGUCACGCUUGGUUGAAAGAUGAUGAAGCCACACACUGUAAACAGUGUGAGAAGGAGUUCUCCAUUUCGCGGAGGAAGCACCACUGCCGCAACUGUGGCCACAUCUUCUGCAACACAUGCUCCAGCAACGAGCUGGCCCUGCCCUCCUACCCCAAGCCAGUGCGUGUCUGUGACAACUGCCACACGCUGCUACUACAGCGCUGCUCCUCCACGGGCUCCUAGGGGGCACCAGCCUGGCCUUGCAGCAGCCUGGAAACAGUGCCAAACUCUGAGUCUCAGGGGACAGCUGGUUACACGGAAUCAAAGGGGAUCCCGACCUCCAGGCCUGGCCACUGGCACUGUCUCACAGCAGGUCUUUCCCAGCAUAUGACCUGCCCCCUCCUGGAUUCAGCCUCUUCUCCAGGCUCUGUCACCAGCUUUGGUUCACAAGUAACACCAUGACUUGACUAUUGUCAUUUUCCACUUUUAAAAGGAUUGACCUACUUUCUAGGGGUGUACCAGAAUAGCGAGUCAUGGAAUGUCUUCUCUCCCUGUGCCUUCCCCACUUCAGCUAAGCAGUCUACCUGCCAUCUCACACCCAUAAACAUCUGUGACUGCCCUGCAAUAAAUCAUUUAUUUUUCA